This is a messenger RNA of Phoenix dactylifera (date palm), 1891 nucleotides long. RefSeq names its product abscisic acid 8'-hydroxylase 3-like. Gene Ontology annotation, molecular function: (+)-abscisic acid 8'-hydroxylase activity; heme binding; iron ion binding. Lineage: Eukaryota; Viridiplantae; Streptophyta; Magnoliopsida; Arecales; Arecaceae. The record is from RefSeq and is a predicted model, not a curated record. Gene Ontology annotation, biological process: sterol metabolic process.
UAAUGCUUUCUCCAACCCAAGUACCCGAAGGAUCCUUUCGAAUUCCCAUUCCCCACCCCCUCCUCCUCCCGCAGACCCAACUCCCAGCAGCUAAGAGAGAAAAAGAGGAGUCUCUCUCCUUCUUAAUUGGAUUUUCUUCCUACAGGGAUGGAUACGGGUUAUAGCCUUAUGUGCACCUUCCUUCUCCUGGCCCUUCUCUCCUACCUCCUGAUGAGAAAGCACGGGAGAAAACCCCAAGGGAAAGCGAAACUCCCACCGGGUUCAAUGGGAUGGCCUUACAUAGGAGAGACCCUUCAUCUCUACUCGCAAGACCCUAACGUCUUCUUUGCCGCAAAACAGAAAAGGUACGGGGAGGUCUUCAAGACUCAUCUGCUUGGUUGCCCGUGCGUGAUGCUGGCCAGCCCGGAGGCUGCCAGGUUCGUGCUGGUGACCCAAGCCCAUCUCUUCAAACCCACGUACCCUCGCAGCAAGGAGCGUAUGAUCGGCCCGUGGGCCUUGUUCUUCCACGAGGGCGACUACCACAUGCGUCUGCGGAGGCUGGUGCGGAGCUCCCUGGUGCCGGACGCCCUCCGCGGCCUCGUCCCGGACAUCGACGCCAUCGUGAUCUCCAUGCUCGACUCAUGGGACGGCCAUGUCGUUAGAACGUUCGAGGCGAUGAAGAAGUUCUCCUUUGAUGUGGGUAUCCUCGUAAUCUUUGGUGGCCGACUGGAAGAACGCUACAAACAGGAGUUAAGGAGAAACUACUUCAUCGUCGACAAGGGCUACAAUUCAUUCCCCACUAACAUUCCAGGAACUCUAUUCCACAAAGCAAUUCAGGCGAGGAGACGGCUACGUAAGAUGCUGAGUGAGAUCAUGAAUGAGAGGAGGAAGAAGGCAGGGGUGGAGAAGGAUCUCUUAGGCUGUCUUAUGGACUCAUCGGAGCACUUGAGUGAUGAUCAGAUCUCUGACAACAUCAUCGGUGUACUCUUCGCGGCGCAGGACACCACAGCCAGUGUCCUCACAUGGAUCCUGAAGUACCUCCAUGACAACCCGGAGCUUCUUGAAGCCUUGAAGGAGGAGCAGAUGGGUAUACACGAGACCAAUGGCUAUGGAAGCCAACCCUUGACAUGGACCCAGACAAGAACCAUGGUCCUCACGCAUAGGGUUAUAUUGGAGAGUUUAAGGAUGGCAAGUAUCAUUUCUUUCACGUUUAGGGAGGCCGUGGCCGAUGUGGAGUACAAAGGGUAUCUUAUUCCCAAGGGAUGGAAGGUGAUGCCUUUGUUCAGGAACAUACAUCAUAACCCUGAAUUUUUCCAAGAUCCACAAAAGUUCGACCCUUCUAGAUUCAAGACUCCACCCAGGCCCAGCACCUUUUUGCCAUUUGGAAACGGCGUUCACGCGUGUCCUGGCAAUGAACUAGCCAAGCUCGAAAUGUUCAUCUUGAUCCAUCGUCUGGUGACCAAAUACAGGUGGGAAGUGGUGGGAUCCCAAAGCGAGAUUGAGUAUGGCCCAUUCCCGGUCCCCAAGCAUGGACUACCAGUCAAGUUGUGGAGAGCUUCCAUCACCAGCAGCAGCAGCAGCAGCGUCGGCGGCACCGUCGAGCAAUGUCGGCCUGCGCCAUAAAAACCUGGCUAGUCAUGCACGCUUCCUGCCACUUGACCUAAUCAUAUGAAUCUCGACGCCGAUCUCCAGCACCGAGUAGAUGAUGGAGACUUCAAUUCCUGUUACUUUUUAUUCGAUGGAAUAUGGUUAUCACCUAAUGAAUUUAAUAGUUCAACCAUGCGGAUCUCCAUCGCUAUCGCUUACUCUCACAUGUCAUUUGGCACCCCUCCAACUUGUAAUUUCGUGUUGCUCAUAUAUAUCCAUCUGGAUAACAACAUAACAUGAUAAUAUGGCGUUAUCCUUGAUGCCA